This is a messenger RNA of Penicillium malachiteum, 327 nucleotides long. RefSeq lists its product as uncharacterized. Lineage: Eukaryota; Fungi; Ascomycota; Eurotiomycetes; Eurotiales; Aspergillaceae. The transcript has a single exon. The coding region runs from base 1 to 327 and encodes 108 amino acids. The record is from RefSeq and is a predicted model, not a curated record.
AUGAUAGACAAAGAGCAGCCAGUUAUUGAACGUCUGGAUGAUCUUCAGCUACAAGCCCAGGGGCAUGAAGCUGUUAUGCCCCGGCAAUUUACGCUAUGGUCACUGAUUGCUUUUGCUAUCGCUGUCUCAAGUGCCUGGUUAGCGGUUUCAAGUCUUCUAACAACUCACUUGACUUUUGCAGGACCUGUGGGAGCAACUUGGGUUCCUCUUGUGUCAGGUGUGGCUUCUAUGAUCAUUGCUGCAGGUUUGGCGGAACUAGCCUCCGCAUAUCCUUCAUCUAGUGGACAGUAUCAGUACGUGUCACGCCACGAUCCUUAUCAUAGCUAG